AUGGUUCAGUCUGAGAACUUGUUGAUAUCUAUCUAUCUAUCUAUCUAUCUAUCUAUCUAUCUAUCUAUCUAUCUAUCUAUCUAUGUUGCUUUAGACCUAAAGACGGUCAUAACCUGUAUUCGAACACCAAACAACAGUGCAACCAUCAGUCGCACGAUACAUAUGACAGCGAAUGUCUCUCUCUCUCUCUCUCUCUCUCUCUCUCAGUCGCGUUACCCUACAGUCACCCGAAAGAAAGCCUCCUCUUUCAUUUCAAAACCCAUGUUCUCUUUUAUUUGCAUAUUUAUCAUAUCUAUCUAUCUAUCUAUCUAUCUAUCUAUUUUUCAGUCUGUCCAUAUGUAUCAAUCUCAAUCUGUUCAUAUCCACCUAUCUAUCCAUCUAUCUCAGUUUGUUCAUAUCUAUCUAUAUCAAUGUUCAUAUCUAUCUUUCUUUCUCAAUUUGUUCAUAUCUAUCUAUCUAUCUAUCUAUCUUUCUCGUCUGUUCAUAUCUAUCUAUCUAUCUAUCUAUCUAUCUAUCUAUCUAUUACAUAAAGAUAUCUGUCCAUAUUCAUCUCAGUCUAUCUAUUUUACUCAACCUGUCUUUUCCUAUCUAUCUAUCUAUCUAUCUAUCUAUUGA
Acanthosepion pharaonis is the source of this 615-nucleotide messenger RNA. The record is from the annotation of a GenBank genome assembly. Lineage: Eukaryota; Metazoa; Mollusca; Cephalopoda; Sepiida; Sepiidae.